Molecule: messenger RNA, 1599 nt
Organism: Fonsecaea multimorphosa CBS 102226
Lineage: Eukaryota; Fungi; Ascomycota; Eurotiomycetes; Chaetothyriales; Herpotrichiellaceae
Exons: 4
Coding region: 1-1599 (532 amino acids)
Biological process (GO): regulation of transcription by RNA polymerase II
Molecular function (GO): DNA-binding transcription factor activity, RNA polymerase II-specific
Source: RefSeq, a predicted model, not a curated record
AUGGACCUACACGCGGCAGGAGAAGAACCUGUCAAGGGGACCAAGCCUCCAGAUCUCUUGAUGUCACCUGAACUACAACGUCGUAUCGAUAACUGGCGAUUGACCGGCGAGUCUCAAUUGCCGGAGUUACAAGUCCCUGACAGGAUAUAUUGGACCCGGUUUUCAACAAUCGAUCUGCGUCUUGUCCACCACAUCACGACACUAUCGACCGACAUGUACAACCGGGGAUACAGCCCAUGCACGGCUUGGGGCUCCAGAAUGCCUUCGCUCAUCUCGGCGGCUUUAGCACAUGACUUCGUUAUGAGUGCGUUGCUUGCACUGUCAGCAUCGCAUCUGGCGUGGCAGACGAAGAACGCAGACACGGAAAAUUUAGCGUACCACCAUAGAGGAGUCGCUCUCAAAGGUCUCCAUCAAGCAAUCGGAGCGUUCUCGAGGGAAAAUUCCGAAGCUAUCCUUGCUGCCUCGAUUCUUCUCUCGUGGCAAUCCACGGAAUGGCGCGGCUGGGCAUCACUACAAAAGGGAGUAUCGACGGUCUUGGGUGCGAUGAGGAUGUGGAUACAUGAAUCAGAGCUGGCAAGGUAUCUGGAGAGCCAGAGGUCUAUAGCAAGGGCAAUAACACCUGCCACCCCCACAAUGCCGCAUGGCCCGGUGUCGAUCCCUCAUGAAGACCUUCGCAGGAUAGAACAAAUUACCACGGCUCUUCAUAGUUUGAGACUGCGACUCUCGGCGAACGAAGAGCUUCAAGAACAUACGGGGCACUUAAUUGACUACCUGCAGGAACUACAACGAGACUUGCCAAUCCAAGCGCCAGACCACGUAUUCAGCCGAUUACAGCCACUGCGGGACAUGAUCUUCUGGCUGCCGUCCUUGAUCCUGCGCAGCACCGAGUCUGAUCUGGGCCCAUUAGCUUUGCUCUCGCAUCUUUACGCCAGCGCAAUUGCCGUUGAGCUAUUGUUGCCGGAUCUUGGUGGCGCCUAUCUGGGAAGCAUGUCCGUCGCACCACUGGAGAAGGUCCAUGACAUACUGGUGACACGGCGGGCGACCCAGCCCCAAGAUACAAACAUCCAAAUGGCGUUGUCUCUAAUGGAUGUGCCAAUACAAAUCAUGACUGCGUACGGACUGAGGCAGAGACAUAGCAGCCAAGGAAGCCAGGGCGUCGAAGGCUAUCACUAUUCUCCUCACGGGAGCCCCUAUCCGGGCCCUCGCAUGCCCAUUGCUACUUCCACCUCAGACACUCCCACGGCACCCAUCUAUCCCAACUCGCCCCUGCACGCGCCAGGCAGUCUGUCGAUACCCGGAUCGGCAUAUUUUCAAGCGGCUUUAGGGCCUGGAGAACCCCGGCGAGAAUCGUCGAUAUCAUCGGCAUCUUCGCUAGGACGUGCUCACUCGAUGAGUAGUGAUCACCGGAGUCUCGCGUCAAGCAGUCCACACGCAAUGGGUAUGGUGUAUGGAUCUCCGGCCACGCAACACCCGCGAAGCAGUCACGAGCUACCAGGGUCGAGAAUGGACUACUUUGGGCAGAUUCAAGCACCGUACCAUCAAUACGGCAGCAUGAACAUGAAUACUCGGUUCGUCGCUCCUUCACAACUCUGGACUUGA